AUCACAAAUCAAGCUCACACACCCAGCGAAAUCCAAGAAGAGAGAAGCAGCCAUCCAUGGCGCCCAAGGCGGAGAAGAAGCCGGCGGCGAAGAAGCCCGCGGAGGAGGAGCCCGCGGCGGAGAAGGCCCCGGCGGCGGGGAAGAAGCCCAAGGCGGAGAAGCGGCUCCCCGCGGGGAAGGGCGAGAAGGGCGGCGCCGGCGAGGGGAAGAAGGCCGGGAGGAAGAAGGGGAAGAAGAGCGUGGAGACCUACAAGAUCUACAUCUUCAAGGUUCUCAAGCAGGUCCACCCCGACAUCGGCAUCUCCUCCAAGGCCAUGUCCAUCAUGAACUCCUUCAUCAACGACAUCUUCGAGAAGCUCGCCGCCGAGGCCGCCAAGCUCGCCCGCUACAACAAGAAGCCCACCAUCACCUCCCGCGAGAUCCAGACCUCCGUCCGCCUCGUCCUCCCCGGCGAGCUCGCCAAGCACGCCGUCUCCGAGGGCACCAAGGCCGUCACCAAGUUCACCUCCGCUUAGGCUUUUCCUCUGUCCUCCUGUCUCGUCUUGUCGCUGCUAAUGCUAGUUGUAGUUGUGGUAGUUUGCAGAUUUGGAUAGUUUGGUACUGUGGUGUAUUUACCCUGGCUAUUGACUAUCUUGGUGGAUAAGGAACACUAUCAUUGUUAUUAUGGAGAAAUAGUAGUUAUGCUACUUUAAUCAGCUUGCCUUUGUCU
Molecule: messenger RNA, 709 nt
Organism: Oryza sativa Japonica Group (Japanese rice)
Lineage: Eukaryota; Viridiplantae; Streptophyta; Magnoliopsida; Poales; Poaceae
Source: RefSeq, a predicted model, not a curated record